CCCGGCUCACGGGGGCGGGGAGGGAAGGAAGGAUAGGAGGGUGUACCGAGCGCGGGCGCCGGGCGAGGUGGCAGCGGGCUGCGCCGGGUGACGUGAGGACGGAGGAGGGAACAGACACACACGCGGUGGAAAAGUGUGCGCGGCGCUUCUCUCCGGAGCGCCUUCGGAAAGGUUUCGGUCCUCCACCCCGUCUUAGUGAAGCGGCGCGAUGUGCCCGGCGCUGGCGAAGGCGGCCCCGCAGGAGGAGGGCGAGCGCGGCUCCCGCAGGAGCGGCUGGGGCCUGCUGGUCACGGCCGGCCUGGGGGGCACCCUGGUGGCCCUCUAUGCUGUGGCCACCCCCUUCGUGAGCCCGGCCCUGAGGAAGGUGUGCCUGCCCUUCGUGCCUGCCACCGCCGAGCAGAUCCAGAAUGUGCUGAAAAUGUUGGAAAACAGAAGCGGCUCCCUAGUUGACAUUGGCAGCGGGGAUGGCCGCAUUGUGAUAGCAGCUGCAAAAAAGGGAUUCCAGGCUGUUGGAUAUGAAUUGAAUCCCUGGCUAGUCUGGUACUCCAGAUAUCGUGCCUGGAGAGAUGGAGUACAUCAGAACGCCAAAUUUUAUAUUUCAGACUUAUGGAAGGUUUCUUUUUCCCAUUAUAGAAAUGUUGUUGUUUUUGGAGUACCUCAAAUGAUGCCACAGCUGGAGAAGAAGCUAGAGGAAGAACUUGAAUGUAAUGCCAGGAUCAUUGCGUGUCGCUUUCCUUUCCCUUGCUGGAUUCCAGAUCAUACUACUGGAGAGGGAAUAGACACUGUGUGGGCCUACGAUUUGAAACAUUCUAGAGCAUGUGAAACAAAAAGCUUGGAAAUUACACCAAAGACAGAAUCUUAAACAUUGAAUUUGGGUUUCUUACAGAAAUUUUUAGCUUUGACUGGACCUGUUGAAGAUAAGAUUAACAUGGAGAGGGCCCUGGCAUAUGAAGAUGUGAAUUCACUGUAAGAACUGAAGUACAGUGGCUGUCUGAAAGCACACAAAGGUUACUGAAAGAUGUAGUUAAAUGGCUUAAUAUGGUGUUCUGGUUUAACUCCAUCUAGCAGUGGAGUACCACACAGAUGUUCACUCACCCCAGUCCACAGACUCCCACAGAGGGAUGGGAAAAAAAACUGAAAAAAAGGUCAUACCCAUGACCAUGGACUGAGAUGGGAAUAGUUUAAUAAUUUUUAAUAAUAAUAACAACAAGAACAAGAGACAAGUAAAACCCAAGAAAAAUGAGUGAUGUACAGUACCCUUGCUUAGCACCCACUGAUGGAUGCCCACCCCAUCCCAGAGCAGCGACUGCCAGCUCUCCCCAGUUUAUAUACUGGGCAUGAUGUUCUGUGGUGUGGAAUAUCCCUUUGGCCAGUUCAGCUCAGCUGUCCUGGCCACGCUUCCUCCUGGCUUCUUGUGCACCUCCUUGUUCGCAGAAACUAAAAAGUCCUUGGCUUGGAGUAAGUGCUGCUCAGCAUCAACUAAAACCAUUAGUGUAUUAUCAACAUUAGUCUUUUCUACCACAGUGCUGUACCAGCUAAUAGGAAGAAAAUCAACUCCCAGCUGAAAGCAGAACAUGUAGUUAGUCAAAAUUAUGAAAAAGUUUUUUAGAAAGGAAAACUUCAAUAUGGAAAAGGGUUUAGAAUAUAAGUUCAAAUGUUCAAAUUUGUGAACUUUAUAUAUACAUUCUUUUUGACCCUACAGAGCAUUUGGUAUUGGUGUUGGAAUGAUGUGCAAGUGUCUUCUAAAAUGUAUUUCCAAAAUGUCUGAAUUUUGUAUGCCAAGUACAUAGUGCUGCAUACACAAAACUGGUCCAGAUGGAGUAUGAUGAGGACACCAAUGUUUCACACCACAGCCUUGAAUGUGUACUUUUGAAAGUUGAGUAUGACAAAAUGGGCAAAUAUCAUAAGUUGUGCAUUAACACAAGUGCUGCCUCUGAUUAUAUUAAUGUUUUUUUAUUUAACUUGUAUUCUCUUUUAGCAUUUGCUGGAAAAUAAACUCCAAGUAAGCCACUCCCCUUCUCCUGUACGUCUUCAGUAAGGGAGUGGCAAAAGCAGAACUUGUGGGUUGAGGUAGUAAUUUACUGAAAGCACAAAGCAAGAAUAAGACAUGGCACAGUACCAACAGAAAUAUUAAUAGUAAAAGAAUACAAAAAGAAGGUAUUUUAGUGACAAAAACGUGUGUUCACCACUGGAAACAAGAAUAAUGGUGGAUGCUUCUAGUAGAUUGUGUCCUCAGACCAAAGGCAGCGUAAGGGCUUGGCAGGCAAAAUGGCCAACUCCCAGUGGAGCACCAGUGUUUUCCUUGGAAAUCGUGCCCUCCACCGAUGGCAUGCAUGGUACAGAGUAACAACUUGGUCAUGGCACUAAGCUCUGACCCCUUUCUGCAACCAGGACAGCUUGUUGCAGGAACACAAAACUGCAGGAGGAUGCUCUUACUGAACUCUACUGGUGUAGGCUGUUGAAAAUGACCAUAAAUUUUCCUAAUCUUUCUGAUUUAGGAAGGGUUUCAAAAGUCAUUUACUUCUUAGUGAAGUGCCACCAUUUCUGUCUGCUCAAACUUUAUCUAAAGAUUUGGAUGACAGUUGUUCACUUGAAUACUUGAGGGCUGUCUCUGAUCCCAGGGCUAUUUAUUCUGGCUAGUUUGGUUAAAUCUGAUUCAACUUCAUUUAAUUGUUAGUGAGAUGAGAAGGAAAGUUUUCAAUCAGACUUGUUUUCCCUUCUAUUUUUCCAUACAUCUGAUGACAUCUCAGAAACUCAUAGUAUCACUGUUUGGCUUUUCCUUGUAAGUGAAGCAGGUUCUCCCCGUCCUUUUGCUGAUACUGGUUUGCAGUGGGGUACUGUCACUGCAGUGGUGAUUUCCUUUCCUGCCAUAGUUACAACUUGAUAUUGUAUAAUGGUCUGCUUACUCGUGCUAUUUAUCUGGUUCUCAGGUAAAAUUUUACUGUUUUCACUCAUUAGCAAUUAUUCAAAGCUCACAAUCUGCCUCCCCUGGCCCCAGUUAGCGUACACCCUGUUUGUAAAGCAGUAACUGUAAAUUUGUCAGAUCUUUGCAUAUAUUUUAUCCGUGGAAUGAAGCUAAAACAAGCUGGGCAAUUGUCACCUGACUUCAAGGCAGUCAUUACUACAACUAAAGUUAGCUCAGUCCAAGUGAAAUGCUGAGACCCCAGAAUUUGAGGUGAAAACAAAGUCUGACAUUUUAUCAGGUGUUGGGAUAGCCAAUUUGGCUGGUCUGUAGAAUCUGACUUGAAGAGAAGUUGGGCGCUAUUUGGGAUGUGUGGUCUACAAUGAUGUCUGUACCCAUGCUUUUUGUUUUUGAUGUGAGGAGACAGGAAGAAGUUAAAAUACAAGCCUACACUGAGGAUUCGAAAUGGAGCAUGGUUUUGUCCUGAAAAUAUAUACAGAACAGGAGAAGAAAGGGGCAGAUGUGUCUGUGGUGUGCAAAGGAGGGGUGAUUUCAGCCUUGCAUGGCAAGGCACACCUGUGAAAAUGCAGACUGUGUAUACUGAAGAUCACCAGUGUUCUGGUAAACAGUUUGGCAGCCUUUCUCUGCAAGAAUGCAUAAACUAUCUUGUAAGAUUGCACUAAAUGCUUUCCAUAAUGAUUCAAGUGUUACAAUCAUCACAUGGAGAUGGAGUGACAGGACAGGGAUAGAGUGGCUUAUCUGAAAUGCUGAAAUUUAAUAUCCCAAGGCCAUAAAACUGGGACCUCAGACAAAGUACAUCUGAAAUAAUUUCUAACGAAAAGAAACUAACAAAGGGGGAAUUAGCUAAUUAAGCAAAGUUCUUCCCUGAAAGAUCAUAAAGGAGAAGAGGAGGCAAAAUAUUUUUAUCCACUUUGUGUGUGACUCAUCUGCAGUGCAGUGCUUUGACCCAGGCUCCUACUAUCUGCUUUCACUAAAUUUAGUUUGUAGGAAAUGAAGCAGUUAUUUACUUUUCUCCUGUGUUUGACUAUAUAUUUUUCUCUUGCAUUAACCUUUUCCUGUUAAAAUUACUCAUUUUUGCCUGUGGUAAAGGUUUUGGGAUGUGCCCUUCCUAGUUACCACCUAUUGCUCCAAGAAUACUUUUUGAGGAGGGCACAAUAGAAUUAAUGAUAUGAUGACCUGAGCUUUAGGAGUACUAAGUGCUGUCCUCCAGGCAAGGAGAGAUUUAUGAUUGUUUUAAACUAAAACAGAGGGCUGUUCCUUGCUCUGGCUAUUUACUUUUGGGGGCCUGCACUGAAUUAGGCAGUAGUCUGAAGGUUUGGGAUUCCUUAUGACAUAAGGAAAUGUUCUGUACUUCCUGUUUCCGCAGUUUGAGUGUGAAAUGGAAAGCAAAGUGUUCUCAUUUUCACAGGAGGACUGGGAAAUCAUUUUGUUGACAUAUUGUCCUUUUCUAUCACUUCUAUAUUCAUUUGAUAGUUUUUGAGAUUAAAUGCUUAACUGUGACUUUAGUUAUCACGGUAUGGGUUAUUAUGUUGAUGCACUUCCAGUUGCUAAGGUAAUGUAUUAUGAUUUUGUUGAUAUGAUACUUCAGAAUGAAAAAUUGUUUCUUCUGAAAACCAGGAAAGAGAAUUACCAUAAUCAAAUUAUAGUGUAGAUCUGAAGUCAGAAGGAGGCAACAUUCAAGCUACGCAUGCUGUUCAAUACCAAAGUUAUUUAGAUACACAGAAAAACCUAUAGUUUAUCUUUCUUUGUAUCUUCUAGUAGAACCAAUUGCCUUUUGGGAGUUGUGUUAUUUUUUCCUUGACGUGUUAGAUUUUAGCAAAAAAAGGUGGUACAUUACUGAAUGACUAAUGCUUUCCUGAAAUACUGUAGGAUUUAAUUUGUUUGUAAAUAGUAAAGGUCAGGGUCAUACUUAAAAAUGUUGUUCUUUCCCCCCUUUUUUAUUUAUUUUUUUUUUCUAGUGAGACACUACAUAUGUCCUCAAAACCUGUUAUGUCCAUACAGGUUUUGUGAUCCAAGAUGAAUUAAACAAAUGCAGCAUCUUAGUGGUGCAAUUCUAAUUUUGAAGUGUUCCAUUUCCAUUUUGCAGAAAUUGGCUUUGUAGAGAGAAGGAGACAGGUAUGGCUCAUGGCAAGACAGCUAUGAGAUAAGCAGCUUGCUCAGUAAACUGCACAGUCACUACAGCCUCACAGCAGUGUCAACCAAACUUGACCAGAUUUGUUUGGGAAAUGUACACUUAUUUUGUGGGUUUUAGGCAUUUCUGUAUUACUGGGCAUAUUGAAGUUCUUGGUUUAUCUUCUGGUCUGAUUAUAUGCUGCUACUUAGUCUAGUACUGCUCCAAGGAAGUUAAUCCUCUGUCUCUGAGCUGCUGUUUGUUUCUGACUCCUGAGUUGUAGCCAGGCAAGAAGAUGCAGAAUCCAGUUUCAAAUUAAGCACAAGCCAGUUGAGUGACAAUGGUCUGUGAAAAAAAAGAGUUCCAAAUCCCAGGCUUUGGGAAGGUCUCCUUUCAUGAAGGCCCCAGCUCAGAAAACAGCAGAGAUCUCCUGAAUUUGGCAUAAUUUAACAAUGACUUCAGCUUUGCUUUAAUCACAUGUAUGUUCUUCAAGAAGUUUGCCCGCUUAGUACCAUUGUGAGAUCUGUAGGAGAAGUAAGCAAAGGCAGCAUUUUGGUUACCAUUUAUAUUUGGAGCUAAGGGAGGAAAGGAGAAGGGGGACCUUAUAGCCCAAGUAGGGUAAUUGAUUUUGAUCUAUUUCAAAAGCAGUUUGACAGACUUGCAUCAUCUGUGUGUACUUGUCACUGCAUUGGAGAAUCCAUGCCACGACUGGGCUGCGAUGAGCAUCCCCUCAGGAGUGGGUUCAUGUCUGAUGCCGUUGCUCUCGGAUGAACGCUACAGAUCAAUAGAUGGCCUCAUACUUCUACAGUUUCGCUUUCCAUGGUUUACAGUUACUGUUCAAGAAAGGAUGUGAGUCCUUCGAAUUCAUAGUUGAAUUUUGCAUUGUUCUGUGCAGGGCCAGGAGUUGGACUUCAGUGAUCCUUGUGGGUCUCUUCCAGCUUAGGAUAUUUAAUGGUUCUGUGGUCAAAGAGGGCAGCCUAACAUCAGAUUUAAUGCCAGUAAAUUCUGCUGUGAGUGGAUUGUUUUUCUGUUACAUCUGCCAAGAUUGCAGUUGUGUAGUUUUAAAAUUUAGCCCCAACUUGCUUUUCAGAAAUAAUGGACAUUUCUGCUAGAAGAUUUCUUGAAUUCUUGAUAAGACAGCAUGGUAUCUAUGUUUAACUUAAAAGCCACCCUUGAGUAAGAUUAAUGAAAAUAUUAAUUCUACAGCUUUUUUUUUUUGAAUGAUAAUCUUUCCUUGCACGUUUUACUGAGGGAGACAUAUAUGAAUAACUACCACUUUUCCCCCAUUCUUUUCCUGAAUUCUCCCUUGUAUCUAAGUGUUUGCUUUGAUUUUUCAUAUUCUCUUUUUACAAUUUCACUGACUUCAUAAAUCAGUCUUCCCAUUUUUCCAUUUUUUCCCCUGUAAAUUAGUUUCCUUUUUUUUUUUUUCUCUAGCCACUUAGCAGGAAGACUAAAUAUGUUAAGGAAUGUUCUUUUUCUCUCUAAUGUUUUAACAUGUAUUGAACUAACCUUGAUUUAUUUAGCAGUCUGUGCUGACAUAGCAUGACUCUUGUUUCCAGUAUAUGAAAGAAAAACACAUCCACACCAAUGGUAUUUAGUCUGAAAAGUAGCCUUGGUCUACAAUUCUGGCUAUUUAGUAGCUCUAAGUACCUAAUUUCACAUUUUUAUUGUAUUUCAUCACACAGCAAAUGAAUGCAGGCCUUUUAUUCCUUUGGUAGUUCUUUGGAUUUGGGUUAUUUGUUCAGGUGUGACUUUUGCUGAUUUCUUUUUCUUAGUAUAAUGUUGUUAUUUUUAUUAAAGGCUUUGGUUGAAAUGUCAGAUGGAUGUUUUUUCUACAAGUUGGUGUAUAGAGCUAGAACAAUCACUGUGGUGUACUCCUAUGAACUGCUGGUAUUGGUAAAAAUUAUGUGAAACCUGCUUACCAGUAAAUGCACAGGGAUAUUCUUCA
Melospiza melodia melodia is the source of this 6981-nucleotide messenger RNA. RefSeq names its product ATP synthase c subunit lysine N-methyltransferase (gene ATPSCKMT). The coding region runs from base 209 to 862 and encodes 217 amino acids. The transcript is spliced from 5 exons. Gene Ontology annotation, molecular function: protein-lysine N-methyltransferase activity. Gene Ontology annotation, biological process: positive regulation of proton-transporting ATP synthase activity, rotational mechanism; peptidyl-lysine trimethylation; regulation of mitochondrial ATP synthesis coupled proton transport. The record is from RefSeq and is a predicted model, not a curated record. NCBI's taxonomy places the organism in Eukaryota, Metazoa, Chordata, Aves, Passeriformes, Passerellidae. Gene Ontology annotation, cellular component: mitochondrion.